Medioppia subpectinata is the source of this 2142-nucleotide messenger RNA. NCBI's taxonomy places the organism in Eukaryota, Metazoa, Arthropoda, Arachnida, Sarcoptiformes, Oppiidae. The record is from the annotation of a GenBank genome assembly.
AAGAAGUUGCACCGCAUAGACCUGUCCAACAAUCAGUUGCAGACAAUACCGGGCCGUACUUUUCGCGAGUCGGAAGAGCUCAAAGAGCUGCACCUGAGGAACAACUCGUUGACAGUACUGCCGGCCGGACUGUUCUCCGGUCUCUCCAAACUGUUGAUACUGGACGUGAGCCACAACCUGAUCGGCUCCGAGUGGAUCUUCCCCGAGACAUUCGCCGACCUGAUCCGUGUCGUAGUGUUAGACUUGGGCCACAAUCGGCUGCGGGCUGUGAACGCCAGCACUUUCCAGAACCAGUACUCACUGCAGAUACUGUACCUCAACCACAACGAGAUCGAUCUGAUCGGUGACAACUCGUUCGCCUCGCUCUACAACCUUCACACACUGGUCUUGAGACAGAAUCGGCUCAAACAGGUCGGCCCCUUCACCUUCAACGGCCUGUACGUCCUGUCAGACCUAUCGCUGGCCGAGAACGAGAUCAACCGCGUGGACGACAAUGCCUUCCGGAACUGUACAAACCUUCAGAGCCUUCAUCUCAACGGUAACCUCUUGGCCGAAGUGCCCGUAGCUAUCGGCGCCCUCCGGUCGCUGAAGACCCUCCAUCUGAACGAUAACGGCCUGAAAGUGAUUCGCAACUCGACUUUUGGCGGCCCGGGAGGCGGCGGCCAUCAACACCUGCAAGUGCUACGGCUGGCCGGCAACGAGCUGACCAAUUUGACCCGGGGUGCGUUGAAAGAGUUGCCAGCGUUGCAACAUCUGGAUCUCGGCUGGAACCGUAUCGGCAGUUUGGAUCAUGGUGUUUUCGAUGACGCCCCGACACUCAAGCGCAUUAACGUCGAGAAUAACUUCUUGGUCGACAUUAACGGCCUGUUUAUGAACCUAAACAACCUCGAGUAUCUCAAUGUGUCCCACAAUCGGAUCACCUGGUUCGAUUACGCCCUAAUACCGCGAUCGUUGCGCCGACUGGACAUCCAUCACAACGAGAUCGAGUCGCUCGGCAACUACUUCGAGCUCGAGUCGGCUCUACAGCUCGAGGAGUUCGAUGUGUCACACAAUCAGAUCAAAGAGAUCUCGGGCUCAGCCAUUCCCAACCGCAUUCGGCGCAUCUCAUUGGCCGACAAUCGCAUCCGAGUUGUGCAUCAGUUCUCAUUCGUGGCCAAACACAACAUCACGUUUGUCGACCUCCGCAACAACUCUCUCCAGACACUGGACACCAACUCAUUCCGACUGAAACCUGUGACCGCCGCCACAGCGCCGGGCAAACAGCCGCCGGAGUUUUACGUGUCGUCCAAUCCAUACCACUGCGACUGUACGAUGGAGUGGUUGCAACGGAUCAACUCGUUGGACACGGCCACCCGUCAGUACCCGCGCAUUGUGGACCUGGAGCAAGUGAUGUGUCAGUUGCCAUUUGUGCGGCACGAUCAACUACCCGUGCCACUCACCCGGGCUAACUCUAGCAACUUUUUGUGCAAGUACAAAUCGCACUGUUUCGCCCUGUGCCAUUGUUGCGAUUUCGAUGCCUGCGAUUGCGAAAUGAUGUGCCCCGAGAAUUGCACAUGCUACUACGACCAGACGUGGAACACCAACGUGGUCGACUGUUCCGCCCGCCAAUACCAGGCCAUACCCGCCCGCAUACCCAUGGAUGUGACCGCACUAUACUUAGACGGCAACGAUAUCUACACUCUGACGAGCCAUACGUUCAUCGGCCGCAAGAAUAUGAAACAGCUAUACCUUAACCACUCGCGCAUCCAUCAGAUAUCCAACCGUACGUUCAACGGUCUGGUCUACCUGGAAGUGCUUCAUCUGGAGCACAACGAGCUGCACACCCUUCACGGCUACGAGUUUGAUUCGCUGCACUAUCUGAAAGAGCUGCACCUGCAUCACAACCGGAUCGCCACCAUCAACAACAACACGUUCAUCCACUUGAAGAGCCUACAGGUGCUGCACUUGGAGUACAACUCCAUCGUCGAGUACCAGAUGUGGACAUUCAAUCACAACACCAAACUCACCGGUAUAUAUCUGGCCAACAAUCUGUGGUCGUGUCGGUGCCAAUUCAUGGACGAGUUCCAGGAGUGGUCGCGAGUGUACGCGCCGGUAGUGCACGACGCCCACCACAUCAGGUGUUUUGUCAACUCGACAUAUGUC